Staurois parvus is the source of this 321-nucleotide messenger RNA. NCBI's taxonomy places the organism in Eukaryota, Metazoa, Chordata, Amphibia, Anura, Ranidae. The record is from the annotation of a GenBank genome assembly.
CCGGGGGAGAGCGGAUAUAGUGAAUGCAGGGUCCGGGGAGACCAGAUAUAGUGAAUGCAGGGUCCAGGGAGAUCAGAUAUAGCGAAUGCAGGGUCUGGGGAGAGCAGAUAUAGUGAAUGCAGGGUCCGGGGAGACCAGAUAUAGUGAAUGCAGGGUCCUGGGAGACCGGAUAUAGUGAAUGCGGGGUCCGGGGAGAGCGGAUAUAGUGAAUGCAGGGGUCCGGGGAGAGCGGAUAUAGUGAAUGCCAGGUCCGGGGAGAGCGGAUCUAGUGAAUGCAGGGUCCGGGGAGAGCGGAUAUAGUGAAUGCAGGGUCCGGGGAGA